Cylindrotheca closterium is the source of this 687-nucleotide messenger RNA. The record is from the annotation of a GenBank genome assembly. Lineage: Eukaryota; Bacillariophyta; Bacillariophyceae; Bacillariales; Bacillariaceae.
AUGACAGUUGUUUGCGUAUCACCUAUCACACUCACUGUUCAACAGGGAGUUCAGACUAUCAAGCCUGUAGCUCAAUGCUCUAGUACAUCAUCGCUUACAAGAAAAGUAAGAUUCAAUGAGCUGGUGCGAAUGCGUCGAACCGCAUUCCCGCCCCGAACUAUUCAUGAACACUUUCAAGCCAUUUGGUUCACACAAAAGGAAAUAAUUGAAAGGAUCCGAAAGGACAAGAGACUACGACAUGUCAUCGCCCGACAACCUGAAAAAUUUGGCAUGAAGAAGAGUAGUGUUGCGCUCUUGAGUCUUGGUUUGUACACUGAUAUUGAACGUCUACAACGCAGCAAACGAAUUUCGGCCGCUCGUGCUUCUAUCCUUUCCAAAAAUAAUUCGAUCGAUAUGGACAGCGAAAGCGACUCGGAUGAUUCAUCCAACAGCCUCAGCACAAGUUAUGCCAUUUGCUCGGAAGCUGCCGCCGUUCAGGCUCAUGAGCGUGCACUUCGGCAUUAUAAGUAUGUCCAAACCAUGGACAAUACUGAAGACGACGCAUCUGAAGGUGACAUGAGCCAAAUGGUCCUUGCCGCUGGCAAAGCUGCUCCACAAGAAGACUUGCCAAGAGUCCUGGACAUUUCAAAUCACAACCCGCCCCACUUGGUGCCCACCAAGAAGUUUCCAUGUAGCACGGUUUUGUAG